This is a messenger RNA of Saccharomycodes ludwigii, 1599 nucleotides long. RefSeq names its product ubiquitin-specific protease UBP6 (gene UBP6). Gene Ontology annotation, molecular function: proteasome binding; cysteine-type deubiquitinase activity. Lineage: Eukaryota; Fungi; Ascomycota; Saccharomycetes; Saccharomycodales; Saccharomycodaceae. The record is from RefSeq and is a predicted model, not a curated record. Gene Ontology annotation, biological process: protein deubiquitination; proteasome-mediated ubiquitin-dependent protein catabolic process; regulation of proteasomal protein catabolic process. The transcript has a single exon. The coding region runs from base 1 to 1599 and encodes 532 amino acids.
AUGUCUGAAUCAACAACGUUACAAUUCAAAAUCAAACAUGCUGGUAAAUUUUAUGAUUUAAAAUUGUCAAAUGGAUCUUGUUUUCAGGAUCUAACCGCUGAAGUGGAAACUCUAACUAAAGUUCCAUCGUCAAGACAAAAAUAUAUGGUUAAAAAUGGUGGCAAAUUGACUAAAGAUACUCCAAUUCUAGAUAUCAUUAAACCAAACCAAACAAUCAUGUUAUUAGGUACUCCUGAUGAAAAUUUGAUUCAUAAACCAAUUAAAAGAGCUAAAUUUAUAGAAGACGGUUCUAGCAAUAUCACCUUUUCAGAUAUUGAAAAUAAACAACCAAUUGGUAUCAAAAAUUUAGGAAAUACUUGUUAUGUCAAUUCUACUUUGCAAGCUUUGUAUCAAAUCGAACCAUUAAGAGACGCUGUUCUAAAUUACGAUCCGUCUCCACUUUCGCAGCAGCAGCAACAACAACAACAACAACAACAACAACAACAACAACAACAACAACAACAACAACAACCAUCAUCAACAAACAAUUCUGAAUUACAACAGCAAAUAAUUCUAGUCAGAGAAUUGAAAAGGACUUUCCAAAACAUGAAGGAAAAAAAACUAGAAAAUGUUUGGCCAGCCACUCUGUUGAUUGCUUUGAGAAAAUGCUACCCCCAAUUCUCCGAAAUGGAUCAGCAAUCAGGAACUUAUAAACAACAAGAUGCUGAAGAAUUGUUUACUCAGUUAUUUCACACCCUUAAAUUAGUUUUAGGUGAUGAAAUUUUGCGGGAUUUUGAAAUUGAGUUUCAAACAACUAUAACAGACAAAAACAAUAGUCAAGAUGUGAUGAUUAAGAAUGAUGAACAGGACUUGAAGUUGCAAUGCCAUAUUAAUAGUCAAACUAAUUUUUUGAAAAGCGGCUUGGCGAAUUCCCUACAUGAAACUUUAGAAAAAAAGUCUAGCAUCACUGGUUUAGAUUCUACUUUCCAAGUAGAGAAAAAAAUUACCAAAUUGCCCAAAUAUUUGACUAUUCAAUAUGUUAGGUUUUUUUGGAAGAAAUCUACAGGGAAAAAAUCAAAGAUCUUACGUAAAGUUUCGUUCCCAUUCCAAUUGGACGUCUCAGAUUUAUUAGAAAGCAGUUAUUCCCAGGCAAAAAUCAAGAUACGUGAUAAUCUACGCAAAAUCGACUCUGAGAGAUUGGACGAAGAACGUGAAUUGAAGAGAAAAGCGCAAAAAAACCAAGAUCUUCCAGACACCAACAAAGAAGAUGAAGACGCUGAUUUAACACCAUCGGAAAAGGAGGAGUUGAAAAAAGCUAUUGAAAGGUCGAGAAAAGAUAAAUGGAUAAAUAAAUUCCAUUCGGCAUUCCCAGACAAUUUGCGUAAAGGUGAAAAUCCUUCCUGUUUAUACGAUCUAAUUGGCGUUAUCACUCACCAAGGUGCCAAUUCUGAAAGUGGACAUUAUCAAUCUUUUAUAAGAGAUGUAAAUGAUACAGAAAAAUGGUACAAAUUCAAUGAUGACAAGGUUAGUGUGGUUAGUAAAGAAAAGAUAGAGUCUCUAGCUGGUGGAGGUGAAAGCGAUAGUGCAUUGAUUUUGAUUUACAAAGGGUUUGCCUUGUAA